Lasiosphaeria miniovina is the source of this 336-nucleotide messenger RNA. RefSeq lists its product as uncharacterized. The transcript has a single exon. The record is from RefSeq and is a predicted model, not a curated record. Lineage: Eukaryota; Fungi; Ascomycota; Sordariomycetes; Sordariales; Lasiosphaeriaceae. Bases 1 to 336 code for a protein of 111 amino acids.
AUGCCCGAUUGGCUCGUCCAGAUCUCCGAUCACCGGGACGCCUACGGCGAGGUCAGCGAGACGGUGCUACAGGCGCGGCGCGAUAACUUCACGGUGCACGCGGCGCACAACAAGCGGCACGUCGAGGCCGGGCACGUGGUGGUGUCGGGGCCGCUGCUGGCGUCGCACGACGACGAGCCGCGGCGCCCCGUCGGCAGCGUCAUGGUCUGGAGCGCCCGCAGCGAGGCCGAGGUGCGCGCGUGGCUGCGCGAGGAUCCCUACGCGCAGGCCGGCGUCUGGGACCUGGCGAGGGCGACGGUGACGCCGUACUUUUGUGCUGUCCGGACGCCAAUGUGA